CACACUAUUGUUGGGCAGCACGUCUGGGCACACUGCAACUUUGCGAAUAGCUAAAUCGCGAAACGCAAAAAAUUAUAAUACUCCAAUACAGCACAAUUCGGACGUUAAGCGAACUACUAACGUAUGGAAAAUAAACACAAAGAGCAUAACAUAAGAACAAACAACAGGGAGACGUUAAAAUAUUGAUCAAAAUAAGUUCUCUGUUCUUGUUGUGCCUCUGUGUGUUUGUGUCUGUGCGCUCGUGUAUCUGUGUGCGUGUUUCUUGCGUGUCGGUGUGCAGUGACUGUGCUUUGGUGUGCGUGUGCGUAUAGCUAUCCCUCUCUGGCGCGCACACAAGAUAUAUACACACAGAAAUUUGAAAGAGCGGUGCCCACCACACGCCCCCCCCGUUCCAGACAACCACCACCACCAACACCCCCUCCCGUCGGCGCUGCUCGGCUGGAUGUGUGCGCCCGGUUCCGGUGCCUUUUGGUUACCGUUCCCGUGCAUCUGGACCUGGAAGCAGAGUGUGCGUGCGAGCGAGAGGGCACGUUAGAAUUUUAGAGAGCAGGCGAAAGGAGCAAGAGCAGGACAACAGGGGAGCUCGAGUUGCCGGUACCGUUACAGAUCAGAAGUGCACAAGUGAAGCAGCAGCAGCAACAGUAGCAGCAGCAGCAGCAGCAGUAGCAGCAGGAGAACUGUUCCAGUCCCAGUUCCCAUUCCCGUUCCAGUAUUCCAGGCAAGGUGAUCGAACUAAAAGUAAAACACUCGACAAACGCCACCAGUGAGAGCAGUAUUCAAAAGUCAACGCAGAGGAGGAGGAGGAGUAGGAGCUAGUGGACGCGGAGGACACCCGGAAAGCCCAGGAGAACUCCCCCCUGAGACCCUGAGAUGUUGCCAUUCACCCCGCAGGUGGUCAAGCGUUUGUUAGCACUCAAAAAGGGCAACGAGGACAACAGCGUCGAGGGCAAGUGGUCGGAGAAGGCCGUCAAGAAUCUGGUCAAGAAGAUCAAAAAGAAUUCGCAGCUGGAGGAGCUAGAGCGCGCGAUCUCGACACAGAACUGCCAAACAAGGUGCGUGACGGUGCCGCGCAGCAAGCCAGCUCCCGCCGGCGAGCAUCUGCGCAAGGGUCUGCCGCACGUCAUCUACUGUCGCCUGUGGCGCUGGCCGGAUCUUCAGUCGCAGAAUGAACUGAAGCCCCUCGAUCAUUGCGAGUACGCGUUCCAUUUGCGCAAGGAAGAGAUCUGCAUAAAUCCGUACCACUACAAGAAGAUUGAACUGUCCAUCCUGGUGCCCAAAUCGCUGCCGACGCCGCCCGACUCCAUUGUGGAUUAUCCGCUGGACAACCAUACGCACCAGAUACCCAACAACACCGACUACAAUGCGGCGAUAAUUCGCAGCGCCUCGUUGAGUCCGCCGCAGUAUAUGGAAUUGGGCGGUGCCGGUCCCGUUUCCGUAUCAUCGUCCGCCAGUUCGACGCCCGCAACUGCCGCCGGUGGUGGUGGUGGUCCCUCCUCCUCCUCGUCGUCGUCCUCAUCCGCCGCCUCCGCCUAUCAACAGCAACAGCAGCAGCUGUCCUUUGGCCAAAACAUGGACUCUCAAUCGAGUGUGCUCAGUGUGGGCAGCAGCAUUCCCAACACCGGUACCCCGCCGCCCGGCUAUAUGAGCGAGGAUGGUGACCCCAUCGAUCCCAACGACAACAUGAACAUGUCGCGUCUAACGCCGCCCGCCGAUGCAGCGCCGGUGAUGUACCAUGAGCCGGCCUUCUGGUGUUCCAUCUCCUACUAUGAGCUAAAUACGCGUGUCGGCGAGACGUUCCAUGCCUCGCAACCCUCGAUUACGGUGGAUGGCUUUACCGAUCCCUCCAAUUCGGAGCGCUUCUGCCUCGGACUGCUGUCCAAUGUGAAUCGCAACGAGGUCGUGGAGCAGACACGUCGCCACAUCGGCAAGGGCGUACGGCUGUACUACAUUGGCGGAGAGGUAUUCGCAGAAUGCCUGAGCGACUCGUCCAUCUUCGUACAGAGCCCGAAUUGUAAUCAGCGUUAUGGCUGGCAUCCGGCCACCGUAUGCAAGAUACCGCCCGGUUGCAAUCUAAAGAUCUUCAACAACCAGGAGUUCGCCGCCCUGCUGUCGCAGUCCGUGUCGCAGGGAUUCGAGGCGGUCUACCAAUUGACACGCAUGUGCACCAUCCGCAUGUCAUUCGUCAAGGGCUGGGGCGCCGAAUAUCGCCGCCAGACGGUGACCUCAACGCCCUGCUGGAUCGAACUCCAUCUGAACGGGCCGCUCCAGUGGCUGGAUCGCGUGCUCACGCAGAUGGGUUCGCCUCGGCUGCCGUGCAGCUCCAUGUCGUAAGCGCACGGCCGGUUCCGGUUUUCAAUCUUCCCCCCUCCCCAUUUUUCCGCACAGAAAGCGCUGGAGUUUAAGGCCCAUUUUGGGAUGAAAGAAGAACCCCAGGACUCCCAUAACGGCCCUGACAAGUAACACUGACGAAGAUAGGAUACUAUCCUCAAGAAUUUGCGGUAGUCAAUAUCGUUUAUUAUCGUCUUUUAAUCACCUUUCGCAAGAAAUCGCGAAGGUAAUUAAAAUUGUAGAUUAACGUCCGCAAAAUCUGGAUGCAAUUGGUAUGCAAUCGAUGUGCUUUUUGUUCGGUUUUCAUUUAAAUUCGCUGAGCAGCUAGGCAGUGAAUGUUGUAAUACCCUCUGCCAGGGUACAAAAAAAGCACUUGUUUUCACUAGCUCUAGAAAACGUAAAUUUAAACCCAACCAGUACAAAUUAAAAUCGAGAGAAAGCUGGGCACAACAAUAAUGAUAUCCUUGAUGUACCAAGAACUUCCUCAAAAGGCUUGCAAAAACCAAAAAUACUAUAUAUACAUCUCUGUUAAUGUUGAAUGUUGGCCCGUUUCGUCAGUGUUACUGGUCAGCACCUUCGCGGGAGAUCAAAAUGAGAAUCGGAAUUGGUUUCAAAGAGAAAACCAAGAAAAAUUCUGAGAGCACAUAUGAAAUAAGUUCAGGCAAAUUAUAUACGAGUACAUAAUUGAGUAAUUGAAAACAAAUGGUAGAUGCAAACCAGAUGCAGAUAUAUCUAUAUACAAAGAGCACACACUUACAUGUGGGAUAUAUAUCUUUACAAGCAUAUAUGAGAGAGAACAUGUAUUUGGCGUUACAAGUUUAGGACUAUAUAUUGUGUAGGUGGAAACGUGGAGAGUUACAGUUUUCGAUAAGAAGCAACAAUUUUUUUAAACAUUUUACAUACAAAUAAAAAAAAUAAAGCAAAUGAGGAAAUAACCGAAAAUGGAACCGACCAGGAACACACAAAACCAAAAGAUGCCCCCAAUCUGUGUGAGUAAAGUUGGUAACGCUAGAAGCGAGAACGAAGCGAGUCAAAAUUCUUUGAGAAAGAAGCAAAACAAUUAUAUCGGUGAUUUGGAACAAAAAUGAAUGAGAGUAAAACAGGAACUGGGAUUUAUCAAGCUUGAAGCUUACACACACAGACACACACUACCAUACAUUGCAAAUGUACAUAAGACCAAAAUAAUGAAAUUAUUCACGCAGGACCUCCACUUGAUCGAGUAUGGGAUUAUAGAUAUAUCCGUUUUGAUGAUGGUUGUUAAACGAUACGAUUCAAUUCGAUCCGAUUCGAUUCGAUAGUCGCUUAGUACGUGUGUGUUAAAAAUUCGUCAACAAAUUCGUCUUAAAACGCAGUCAGCUCUUGUUAGUCGUAAUAUCCGUAAAAUGCGAUCAUAUAUCCUAUAUGUAAAGCACUUGCCCAACAAAAUUUGUAAUGCCGCAAGCCCAAGUCUGGCCCAUACAAUUGGUGCCAUUUUGUUCAGAACUGCAUUUAUUGUGUACCAAAUGAGAGAUUCUUAAUUCAUUUACAGCCUCGGAUUUGAACCGACAGAUUUAAUAGGGAUUUAACCAACCAAUAUGCAAUAUGGUUUGCCGGUGCUGGCCGGAUUUUGCUUGGCAAGUGCACGUUUUUCUUGGGUCUAGUUCUUAAGUCUAUAUAUGUAACGAAAUUCGCUAGCUUAUAUUAACAUUUAAAGAGCCCAAAUCCAGUUUAAGUUCGAGUUCAAAUUGUUUUUACGUCAAUAUUUGCUGAUUCUUUUUUACAAUUUUUUUUUGUUUUUUUGGUCCUUCGCUUCGCUGUUACAACCAAAAAUAACUGUACCGCCUGGCCAGUGUUGGGCAGUGUAUGGUGCGUGGCGGCCAGUGUUGGUCAGCGCACUUGUCCGCUGGUUCCGGCGAAACUUUAAUUUAAGUUUUGUCUAUUGUGUUUGCCCCCUUUGUUGCUUUUAAGUUUCUCACGUGUGUAGUUUUGUGCUAAGACACUAAGUCCUGAUUGGCAAUCAAUCGAAUAAACGACCGCGAACGAGAUUGUGUUUUGUUAAUUGGCUCUAA
Messenger RNA from Drosophila teissieri, 4376 nucleotides. It is a transcript of the gene Smox, whose product is annotated as mothers against decapentaplegic homolog 3. The record is from RefSeq and is a predicted model, not a curated record. NCBI's taxonomy places the organism in Eukaryota, Metazoa, Arthropoda, Insecta, Diptera, Drosophilidae. Gene Ontology annotation, biological process: SMAD protein signal transduction; cell differentiation; regulation of transcription by RNA polymerase II. The transcript has 2 exons. Gene Ontology annotation, molecular function: I-SMAD binding; RNA polymerase II cis-regulatory region sequence-specific DNA binding; DNA-binding transcription factor activity, RNA polymerase II-specific. Bases 871 to 2331 code for a protein of 486 amino acids. Gene Ontology annotation, cellular component: heteromeric SMAD protein complex.